UUAAAUGUUUCUCUCAUGCUUACAGAUCAUAAUGAGGCAGUUGCUUAUUCUCACCCUGUUUGUGGCCGUUGCCUCUGCUCAGUUCGGCGGCUUUGGUGGACACUUUGGUGCUAAUCUGGGAAAUGCUGCCAACAAACUGCAUCAAAAGGUCUCACAACUUGUUAGCACAUUGCCUUCACCACCUGCACUUACAGAUGUAAAAAAUUUUGGUGAUUUUUUGGCGCAAUCUGGCAAAACCUAUGCCUCGGCAGCUGAUCGCCAGUUGAGAGAGCGCAUCUUUGGUGCACGAAAGAACUUGGUUGAUGCCACCAAUGCGGCCUUCAAGGGAGGAGCUAAGACCUAUGAGCUGGCUGUGAAUGCAUUUGCUGAUCUAACGAAUGCUGAGUUCCUCAAGCAGUUGACUGGCUUAAGGAAGUCAUCGUCCGGCGAGCAAAAAGCCAAGGCGCAUCGUCUGGCACCCAACCUGGCAGCCAAUGAAAAGCUGCCUGACUCCUUUGAUUGGCGUGAGAAGGGCGGUGUUACGCCCGUYAAAUUUCAGGGCGACUGUGGYUCMUGCUGGUCGUUUGCCGCCACAGGCGCUAUCGAGGGUCAUGUGUUCCGGAAAACGGGUAAACUGCCAAAUCUGUCGGAGCAAAACCUAGUCGAUUGUGGACCAAGGGAUCUGGGUCUAGAUGGCUGCGACGGCGGCUACCAGGAGUAUGCCUUCAACUUUGUAAAAGAACAGGAUGGCAUUGCCGUUGGCAGCAAAUAUCCCUACGUGGAUAAGAAGGACACGUGCAAGUACACAAGCAGCUUGUCGGGUGCACAAAUCACCGGAUUUGCAGUCAUCCCACCCAAGGACGAACAWGCCAUGAAAACGGUGAUUGCAACUCAGGGCCCAUUGGCUUGUUCGGUGUAUGGCCUGGAGAGUUUGCUGCUGUACAAGAGAGGCAUUUACGCGGAUGAGGAAUGCAACAAUGGCGAGGUGAAUCACUCCGUACUGGUCGUUGGCUACGGCUCUGAAAAUGGACAGGACUUUUGGAUUGUCAAGAACUCGUGGGACAAGAUCUGGGGAGAAGACGGCUACUUCCGCUUGCCACGUGGCAAGAACUUCUGCGGAAUUGCCACCGAGUGCAGCUAUCCCAUUGUUUAAUGACGAAAUAUCUAUUUAGCGAAAUAUAUGUCAAUGUAUAGGAA
Messenger RNA from Drosophila arizonae, 1176 nucleotides. RefSeq names its product Cathepsin K2 (gene CtsK2). The record is from RefSeq and is a predicted model, not a curated record. NCBI's taxonomy places the organism in Eukaryota, Metazoa, Arthropoda, Insecta, Diptera, Drosophilidae. Gene Ontology annotation, molecular function: cysteine-type peptidase activity. Gene Ontology annotation, biological process: proteolysis.